UUAUUCUGAAUACUUCAACUGAUCACAAGUGCAACACGCUAAACAGUUAAAAAUACAUAAAUCUAUUGAAACAUCCAAAUACAAAAAAAAAAAACAAAUUAAAAGUUCCAACUCAAAACAUUCCAUCCAAUAAGUACUUUAAACGUCUUCUAUUGCUCGCGCUGGCUAUUUUUAUUUUUAGUUAAUGAUUUCAGUGUUUCUUCUUGUGUGUUUUCGGACUUAAACGAAACAAUUAAAAGUUGCAAAUGCAAUAAUUUUGCAUUAAUUUUCAUCUUCAUUAUUGUAGUUUGAUAAACAAAAAAAGAAAAAAAUAAUAAUAAAACAUCAGCAUUAGCAAAAGAGUUCUACUUGAGUGCUUCUACACAGACCAUUUAAAAGACGCCGCUGACCACGCAAAUAGUGAAAAUUACCUUUAGUUUCACUAACGUUUUGCCAUCCAUACCAAUUGGUGAUACAAGUAUUCAUUGAAAACGAUUUUUAUCUUCACACCAAACGACGCUGGUGUGCCAGUGUAAGCAACAUGAAGUUUCCAACCGCUACGUUAAUACAAUUCUUAGUCAUAUUUGCGUUGAGAUCAGCGAAUGAUUUUCAAGUGGAAGCCACUGUGGGUUUAUAUGGCCCGGAUAGAUAUGAAGGUUUACCAGAAAUCUGUUUAAUGCCCAUGGAUUUCGGUUAUUGUCGUGCCAAGGUACAACGUUACUACUUCGAUAUAAGACGCAUGAAAUGCAACAUGUUCUUUUGGGGCGGCUGUGCCGGCAAUGACAACAAUUUCAAAUCCAUUGAUGAGUGCAAUGACUUCUGUGGAGCUCCUUAUGAGGACCAUGUCCUCAAUGAAGUGGUGGCUGUGAAGAAGGAACGCCCCAUUGCCGAGGGUAGAGGAAGUUCCAAUACCAAAUAUAGUAAUGCUAAUAGCAGAGACAGCAGUGUUUCCAAAUCGGUGCCUAAAUUCUCCAUAAAACCAAAUGUCACUUCUAAAGAGACCGGUUACAAGGGAUCUUUUAAGGCCAGUUCGAAAAGCUUUAAUGUAAAUCCAACACCAAAAUUAAGCAGCAACAAUAAUCCUUUAGAUACUAUGGAUGAUGAAGAUUAUGACGAUUAAGAGAAGUAGCUGGAGUAUUUUUGAAAUACUUAUGAAAUUAUAUACAUAUUUAUUAUUUAAAUUUUUUAUUUGUACAUGUAAUUUAAUAAAUUAUAUUUAAACAACAGAGAGUUGCUCUGUGGAUAUGUAGAA
Calliphora vicina (urban bluebottle blowfly) is the source of this 1231-nucleotide messenger RNA. Its product is annotated as tissue factor pathway inhibitor-like. Lineage: Eukaryota; Metazoa; Arthropoda; Insecta; Diptera; Calliphoridae. The transcript has 2 exons. The record is from RefSeq and is a predicted model, not a curated record. The coding region runs from base 521 to 1099 and encodes 192 amino acids. Gene Ontology annotation, molecular function: serine-type endopeptidase inhibitor activity.